Miscanthus lutarioriparius is the source of this 1275-nucleotide messenger RNA. The record is from the annotation of a GenBank genome assembly. NCBI's taxonomy places the organism in Eukaryota, Viridiplantae, Streptophyta, Magnoliopsida, Poales, Poaceae.
AUGAACAAUGGCGGACACUUGUCGACCUCCUGGACCUCCUCGGGGGCUCAGGCUGCUCCCUCCAACACUGUGCUCACGUGCGCUGUGCAUGCAGGUAUCGCGCCGCAGACGACGAGCGGCGACGGCGCCGACGGGAUGGCGGCGCUGACCGGCGGCAGCGAGAGCGAGCACAAGGAGGUGCGCGCCAGGCUGGCCGCGGCGUACGAGCGCCACAUUGCGCCGGCGGUGAAGCUGGACAUCUGCGCCCGGGAGACAACGGCGUUGCCGGCGGGCAGCGCCGGCGGGCACGCGUCGUCAGCGCGGCGGCGCGCGUCGUCGAAGUCGUCCUCGGAGACGUGGACGACGGGGUGGUGGACGCAGUUCCUGGUGCUGGUCCAGCGCGGGCUCAAGGAGCGCCGGCACGAGUCGUUCAACAAGCUGCGCGUGUUCCAGGUGCUGAGCGUGGCGACGCUGGCGGGGCUGCUGUGGUGGGCGCACCCCGGCGUCGCACCUGCAGGACCGGACAGCGCUCAUCUUCUUCUUCUCCGUCUUCUGGGGCUUCUUCCCGCUCUACAACGCCGUGUUCACGUUCCCGCUGGAGCGGCCCAUGCUGGUGAAGGAGCGGUCGUCAGGGAUGUACCGCCUCUCCUCCUACCUCGCCGCGCGCCGCCACGGACCUGCCCAUGGAGCUGGGCCUGCCCACGGCGUUCGUGCUCAUCCUCUACUGGAUGGGCGGGCUGGACCCGCGCCGGGACCGUUCCUCCUCUCCUCGCCGUCGUGCUCUACAGCGUGCUGGUGGCGCAGAGCCUCGGGCUCGCCAUCGGCGCCGUGCUCAUGGACGUCAAGCAGGGGACAACGCUCGCCCCGUCAUCACCAUGGUCUUCCUCAUCGCCGGUGGGUACUACGUGCAGCACAUCCCGCCGUUCGUCGCGUGGCUCAAGGUGGCUCAACUACAGCUUCUACUGCUACCGACUCCUGCUCGGGAUCCAGUUCCCCAACGGCGGCGGGUACUACGACUGCGACGGACACGGCAAGCUCUGCCCGUCGCCGAAUUCCCGGCCAUCAAGGCCGUCGGGCUCAACAACCACUGGGUCGACGUCUGCGUCAUGGCGCUGCUGCUCGUCGGAUACCGCGCCGUCGCGUACAUUGCGCUCGACCGCCUCAAGCCCAGGCACUGAAAGUGAGAGUUGCAGAGAAACAAACUGGUUCAUCAUCAGAGACUGCAGCGUAUCAAUGGGCAGAUAUGACCAGAGAUCUGCUUUAGUUUCCUCCAACCUCUCACCUUCAGUUGAUUGA